AUGAAGCGAAAACUGGACGAAAACAACGAACCCACGUUUGUGCCCCAGACUGCCCCGGAGUCUGAGCCUGACAAGCCUGGCACGUCCGGGGAAACCACCGCAAGCCCUGGCCCUGCCUUCUCUGAUCUCGCUCUCGAUCCGCGGCUGCUACAAGCCAUUGCCAAUCAGAAGUACCAGACCCCGACUCUUGUCCAGUCCAAGGUCAUCCCUCUGGCCUUGAACGGCCAGGAUGUGCUCGCCAAGGCCAAGACUGGCUCCGGAAAGACCGCCGCCUACCUCCUACCCGUCUUGCAUGGCGUUCUGAAGCGGAAGCAGUCUGACCCUACCGCUUUCACUGCUGCCCUGAUACUCGUCCCCACCCGCGAGCUUGCCGAUCAAGUGUUGCGGAACGUCGAACAAUUCUCAGCCUUCUGUGCCAAGGAAAUCCAGGCCGUCAAGCUGACUGAACAAGUCUCCGAAGCUGUCCAGCGAUCUAUACUUUCGAGCGCACCUGAUAUUGUUAUUUCGACCCCGGCAAGAGCAUGGCAGAACAUCAGCAAUGGGUCUCUCUCCGUGGACAAGCUCACAAAUCUGAUUUUGGACGAGGCCGACCUGGUGCUUUCAUAUGGCUACGAUGAGGAUCUUCAGAACGUGGCUCGGUCCGUACCAAAGGGGCUGCAGACCAUCCUUAUGUCCGCCACUCUCACCACUGAUGUGGAGACUGUGAAAGGCUUGUUCUGCCGUGACCCAACGGUACUCGACCUUGAGGAGCCAGAUGCCGAAGGAGAGGGCGUUUCACAGUUUUAUGUCAAGUGCGGUGAAGCUGAGAAGUUUCUCCUAGCCUACGUGAUAUUUAAACUGCAGCUUAUGAAGGGCAAAUGCAUCAUCUUCGUCGCGGAUGUUGAUCGAUGUUGGCGACUUCGGCUCUAUUUUGAACAAUUUGGCAUUCGGAGCGCCAUCUUGAACCCGGAGUUGCCUGUCAAUUCUAGACUUCACGUGGUAGAACAAUUCAACAAGAACAUAUACGACAUAAUACUUUGUUCAGACGAAAAUGAGGUUCUAGGCGAUGAAGAUCAACUAGCACAAACCGUUGAUCAAGGAAAGAAAGGUGGAAACAGCAACGAAAAAGGAGAUGCUCCGCCUAAGAAGAAACGGAAGUCGUCCAAACGAGACAAGGAGUUCGGUGUUUCUCGUGGCAUCGACUUCCAGCGUGUCUCUGCGGUCAUCAAUUUUGACUUCCCAACGUCAUCCAAGUCCUACACACACAGAAUCGGUCGCACGGCGCGAGCGGGCCAACGAGGCAUGGCGCUGUCCUUUGUCGUACCCAAAGACGAGUUUCGAAAACACAUUCCGACAUCAGUUGAGGCCGCCGAAAAUGACGAGAAGGUCCUCGCCAAAGUCCUUCGUCAGCAGCAAAAGCAAGGCAAGGAAGUCAAACCGUACGUCUUCGACAUGAAGCAAGUAGAGAACUUCCGGUACAGAAUGAACGACGCGCUGCGCGCUGUCACCAAGAACAGCAUCAGGGAAGCAAGAACCAGGGAACUGAGGCAAGAGCUUCUCAAGAGCGAACGGCUCAAGCGACAUUUCGAGGAGAACCCGGCGGACUUGAAUCAUUUGCGCCACGAUGGCGAGCUCCGAGCGGCGCGGACGCAGCCCCACCUUCGAGCGAAGCAUGUCCCGGAAUACCUGCUUCCCAAGGAGGGCAAGAAGGCUCUCACGGCGGACCAGGUUGGCUUUGUGCCCUUCAAGAAGCAAGGCGACCAGAAGAACCGUCGGUCCAAGUUCUUCAAGGGCAAGGCGAAGAAGGUUAGCGGGCGCAAGUCAGAUCCCCUGCGGACUUUCAAGGCUCGGAAGAAGACGUAA
Diaporthe amygdali is the source of this 1842-nucleotide messenger RNA. Its product is annotated as tp-dependent rna helicase dbp9. The transcript is spliced from 4 exons. Lineage: Eukaryota; Fungi; Ascomycota; Sordariomycetes; Diaporthales; Diaporthaceae. Bases 1 to 1842 code for a protein of 613 amino acids. The record is from RefSeq and is a predicted model, not a curated record. Gene Ontology annotation, molecular function: RNA helicase activity; nucleic acid binding; ATP binding. Gene Ontology annotation, cellular component: nucleolus.